This is a messenger RNA of Cherax quadricarinatus, 4790 nucleotides long. The record is from RefSeq and is a predicted model, not a curated record. Lineage: Eukaryota; Metazoa; Arthropoda; Malacostraca; Decapoda; Parastacidae.
AUGAGGCUCAACUGCAGCCCCUACGCGAUAGGAUCGCCCUUGUGGUUGCCAGGAGGGGGCCAAUUGGCCUCUGGCCCCUCUACUGACCUCCACAUCCUGUCUGGUGAACUCAUUGGUGCCAUUCUUCUUGUUGAUGAUCUCUGCUACACCGAUGACCUCACCUUCGGUAUUUACAGACCGGCAUGCACAACACACUCAUGGUCCUGUAGCUGUUCGAGGGUCGAUGCUGGCGUCGAACCUUGGGUCCUGGAGAGAAGAAGUCGAGUGUCGUUAAUGACAGAUCUUCAUCCUCCUUCUCUCAGUCUCGAACUCUCACAUCUGUCAUUAACGACACUCGACGUCUCUUCUCUCCAGGACCCAAGGUUCGACGCCAGCAUCGACCGUCGAACAGGCUACAGGACCAUGAGUGUGUUGUGCAUGCCGGUCUGUAACUACGAAGGUGAGGUCAUCGGUGUAGCAGAGAUCAUCAACAAGAAAAAUGGCACCAAUGAGUUCACCAGACAGGAUGUGGAGGUGUUCCGGCGAUACCUGACCUUCUGCGGGAUUGGUAUCCAAAAUGCACAGCUGUAUGACAUGUCCGUGCGCGAGUACAAGAGAAACCAGCUACUGUUGCAUCUGGCUCGUAUCUUCGAGGAGCAGACAUCUUUGGACCGGCUGGUUACCAAGAUCAUGACGGAGGCCCGGGAGCUGCUCAAGUGUGAGAGAUGCUCCGUGUACCUCCUCGACCCCCAGACAGCGGGGAGCGCAGUGGACGACAAGAAGAACAGCAGCAAAGACAAUUCCCAAUCUGCAGAGACGCUGGUCAUCAGACAAUCAGUGGCACCAACUCCGGCCCAACUGAUGGAGAUCCCUCCAGAGACGCUGACGGUGCAUAUGGCCUUCGAACUGCAGUCUCAGGAGGGCGAGUGUAGGAUCACACGCCCUUCCUCCUCCCAGCUGGCCGCCUCCGUCCACGCCCGCCUGGCCAACUACGUGUGUUCCACCAACCAGACUGUAAACAUCAACGACGUGGUUGAGUGGCUGGGCACGACUCUCAGGGAUGGUGAGUUUGUUACUCACAGCGUCUUAACUAUCCCAAUCUUCAACUCUUCGAGAAAGAUCCUCGGUGUGGCCCAGAUGAUCAACAAGGAGAACGGUCUUCACUUUACGGACCACGACAUCAACACCUUUGAGGCCUUCGCUAUCUUCUGUGGUCUGGGCAUCCAGAACACUCAGGUCUACGAGAAGGCUUGUCGACUGAUGGCACGGCAGCAGGUGGCCCUGGAGUGUCUCAGCUACCACGCCACGGCGUCUCAAGAUGACACGGAACGUCUCAGAACCGCUGAGAUACCCACCUCUCAGGACUUCGACCUUUACAACUUCGACUUCUGUGACUGCGUCUUGACGGACGAAGAGACGUGUAAGAGCGUCGUCAGAAUGUUUAUGGAUCUGGAUCUCCUCAGCUGCUUCCACAUCCCCUACGAGGUGUUGUGUCGGUGGUUGCUGAGUGUAAAGAAGAAUUAUCGACCAGUGAAGUACCACAACUGGAGACACGCAGUCACGGUCGCUCAGACUAUGUUUGCCUUACUUAAGACUGGCAAGAUGGAACAGUUCAUGACUGACCUGGAGAUGCUGGGGUUGCUGGUAGCCUGCCUGUGCCACGACCUGGAUCACAGAGGCACCAACAACAGCUUCCAGACCAAGACUGACAGUCCUCUGGCAAUCCUGUACUCCACCUCCACCAUGGAACACCACCACUUCGACCAGUGUGUUAUGAUUCUCUCGCAAGACUCCAACAACAUCUUCCAGUGUCUGUCAGCGGAGGAUUACAGACGGGUGAUGACGGUGGUGGAGACAGCCAUCUUGAGCACAGACAUGGCCAUGUACUUCAAGAAGAAGAACACCUUCCUCGAACUCUCAGACAACGGAGAAUUCGACUGGCAGAGCGAAGACAAGAAACAGCUGUUGUGCGGGAUGAUGAUGACAGCCUGUGACGUUUCAGCCAUCGCUAAGCCAUGGGAAGUGCAGCACAAGACAGCCAAACUGGUGGCUGAUGAGUUCUUUGAACAAGGUGACCUGGAGAGACUACAACUUAAUGAACAACCCAUGGCCAUGAUGGACAGAGAGAAAUAAAGAAUCCAACUCCCUCUCUUAAGGUAAGGAAUCCAACUCCCUCUCUAUAAGGCGCUGUCGGAGUCGUUCCCGUGGGUGAAGCCGCUGCUGGACGGGUGUCGCAGGAACCUGGAGCAGUGGAAGAGGCUGGCUGAGCAGGUGGACAUGGGACUCACUUGGAUCGAUCAUGAGUUCAUCGAGAAACCGGUUGAGAGGAACAAACUGGAAGUUAUCAGCAAGAUAACUCUCAACCCCAAGCCACCAGCACCUCCAGGAAACUUUCCCUCACCUCCUAAGGUGGAGAGUGAACGUGGGCGAGGUCGUCUUGGACUGGGAUCGGCGCUGAAGGGCGCCAGAGCUCUGAAGGGAGGUGGCAAGAGGCGCUCAGUUGAGAAGCGUCUCGACAGAGUGAUGGAUUCCUCGACGGACCAACGUCCCACGCACAUAUCUCCCAAGGACGAGGCUCCUCUUCCUUCCUCGUCCUCCUUCUCUGCUCCUGUCUCGCGCCAGGAGUCACAGGAUGAGAACGCCGGGAGAGCGAAGCACCAGGGCAAAGCCAGUAACAAGUUGCGGAGUAGACUCUGUGUCCUCCUGUGACCUGACUCAGGCCAGACCUCCUCUUCCUCCUCCAGCUGGCCUAGCCGCAGCCUGCAGGUGACCUGAGAAACCUGCCCAUGCGGUGAUGAAGCAAAGAUAUCCCAGGAGGUGACUUGUGGACCUGGCCACACCUUGGAAGACGAUGUGGACCUGGCCACACCUUGGAAGACAUUGUGGACCUGGCCAUACCUUGGACCUGACUUGUGGUCGCAUGAUCACUCUGAAACUGGCCUGAGACCCUGGAACUAACAGAAGGGGUACAUCAAACACGCCACUCAACUGACCUGUAGACACUAACCACUUCAGCAAUUGAUCUGUGGCAGUGUAGGGGGCUGUUGAACCAACCUUAAGGGCUUUGGUACUUGCCCUACGGGGAUCUAACCAAACCCUAAAACUAAUCAAAAAAAAAAAAUAAAUAAAACACUUGACCAAUCUCUUAAAGCGAACCGGAGACACAAUGAGGGUAACCUAGCAGUCGUUGCAGCGACGCAGCAGACUUUAAGAACACGACCCACGGGACGACUGAGCUCUCAGACGUGACCUGAAACAUUGCUGGCCUCUUCUCCCUUCUUCUAAGACGUGAUAGUAGCAAUAGAAAGUGAUGUAGGAGAGUAAAUAGUCUCAUCGCGACGAGAGAGGGCGCUAAAUGUAGCAACAACAGCAGUCGAAUCAUUGUAUAGGUGUGUAUGUGUGUAUGUGUUUUUUGUUUCCAUUUUUUGUGUUGUUUCGAGUAGCAAUACGAUUGAAUAUCCUGCGAUGGAUUCCCUCAGUGAAGGAGAGGAAGAAGAGAGCGAAUCCUUCGGUUCAUUAUGAAAGUCCGUCCUUAACAAGAUUUACUAACCUUAGAUGACGGACACUAAACAUGGAUGGUGGACACUAACCAUGGAUGGUGGACACUAACCAUGGAUGGUGGACACUAAUCAUGGAUGGUGGACACUAAUCAUGGAUGGUGGACACUAACCAUGGAUGGUGGACACUAAUCAUGGAUCGUGGACAUUAACCAUAGAUGAUUAACACUAACCAUGGAUGCUUAACACUAACCAUGGAUGGUUAACACUAACCAUGGAUGGUGGACACUAACCACGGAUGGUGGACAUUAACCAUGGAUGGUGGACACUAACCAUGGAUGAUUAACACUAACCAUGGGUGGUUAGCACUAACCAUGGGUGAUUAACACUAACCAUAGGUGGUUAACACUAACCAUGGGUGGUUAACACUAACCAUGGGUGGUUAACACUAACCAUGGGUGGUUAACACUAACCAUAGGUGGUUAACACUAACCAUGGGUGGUUAACACUAACCAUGGGUGGUUAACACUAACCAUGGGUGGUUAACACUAACCAUGAAUGUUUAACACUAACCAUGGGUGGUGGACACUAACCAUGGAUGGUGGACACUAACCAUGGAUGGUGGACACUAACCAUGGAUGGUGGACACUAAUCAUGGAUGGUGGACACUAACCAUGGGUGGUGGACACUCACCAUGGGUGGUGGACACUAACCAUGGGUGGUGGACACUAACCAUGGGUGGUGGACACUAACCAUGGAUGGUGGACACUAACAAUGGAUGGUGGACACUAACCAUGGAUGGUGGACACUAACCAUGGGUGGUGGACACUAACCAUGGAUGGUGGACACUAACCAUGGGUGGUGGGCACUAACCAUGGGUGGUGGGCACUAACCAUGGGUGGUGGGCACUAACCAUGGGUGGUGGACACUAACCAUGGGUGGUGGGCACUAACCAUGGGUGGUGGGCACUAACCAUGGGUGGUUAACACUAACCAUGGAUGGUUAACACUAACCAUGGGUGGUUAACACUAACCAUGGAUGGUGGACACUAACCAUGGAUGGUGGACACUAACCAUGGAUGGUAGACACUAACCAUGAGUGGUGGACACUAACCAUGGGUGGUGGACACUAACCAUGGAUGGUUAACUCUAACCAUGGAUGGUUAACACUAACCAUGGGUGGUGGACACUAACCAUGGGUGGUGGACACUAACCAUGGAUGGUUAACUCUAACCAUGGAUGGUUAACACUAACCAUGGGUGGUGGACACUAACCAUGGGUGGUGGACACUAACCAUGGAUGGUGGACACUAACC